Messenger RNA from Heteronotia binoei (common prickly gecko), 813 nucleotides. RefSeq names its product zinc finger protein 232-like. NCBI's taxonomy places the organism in Eukaryota, Metazoa, Chordata, Lepidosauria, Squamata, Gekkonidae. The record is from RefSeq and is a predicted model, not a curated record. The transcript is spliced from 5 exons. The coding region runs from base 136 to 813 and encodes 225 amino acids.
CCUUUCCCCGGCUGCUGGGGCAGGAUCCGGCCUUUGCACCUGUGCAGCAGCAGGACAGAGAGCAGCCUCUCUUCACGGCAAGUGAACAAAGGGAUCUUUUCACAGAUGGAAGCGACUCAAUAGAAGGGGCAGGAGAUGGAAGAGCAGGACCCAGAAGGACCUGGAACUGGCAAGACGGCAAGCAAAGGCCCCUUUCUCCUCCACGCUGGGAAUGGUGUUGAAUUCUGGGAAAGGGCUGGGACAGAGAUUCCACCUAAAGACACCGUGACCUCAGAUGUACAUUGUCAACAGUUCCAGCAGUUCCUCUACCAUGAGUCCGAUGGACCUCGAGAGGUUUGCAGCCAGCUCCAUGGACUUUGCAGCCAGUGGCUGAAGCCGGAGAGGCACACCAAGAAGCAGAUCCUGGACCUGGUGAUCCUGGAGCAGUUCCUGACUCUCCUGCCCCAGGAAAUGCAGGGCUGGGUCAGAGGAUGUGGGCCGGAGACCAGUUCCCAGGCGGUGGCCCUGGCCGAAGGUUUCCUCCUGAGUCAGGCAGAGGAGAAGAGGCAGGCAGGACAGGUGAGGGGAUUCUCUCCUAUGUGGGCCCCAUCCAGGAAGAAGGAAGCUGCAUUCCCUGAGGCGGAAGGAGCUUCCUUGGAGCAAGGGCAGAGGGCGCAGGCUGUGGAGCGUGUCCAAGAUGCUCUUUCCCUUUCCUGUGGCAGUGAAGAGAUGCUGUUGAAUCGUUGUCUUUUCAGAAGUGUGGAAACGGCUGCUGCGUCUACAGCCAAGGCUACUCCCUUCCAGUGUGCAGUCUCUGCCUGGCGUGACCUCUGA